AUGCAAAAACAUUACAAAGUACCUCUGUUAGACGAAUACCAUUUGUUUGUGGAGGAGAACAGUGAGAGUAUUGUCAUUCCGAGAGAUGGUGGGGAUGAGCUGUCGUUUUAUUUGGAAGAAAACUUGUUGGGAGUAAUAAUUCCAGCUCUGCAGGAGCUGUUGAAAGAUUCCUCAAUGGUGGCAUCUCCAGAGUACGCAAGUGACGACAUGAAGCAACAAGAACAUACAAAAUCAACAAAUGUUUAUUCUAAGGUGGAUCCUCUCAGUUGGAUUGCCAUGUACCUUAUUCGAAAUAAUCCCAAACAUUCAUCGGAAAUACAAAAUCAUCCCUAUUAUAAAUUAUUGAAAGAGCAUGUGGAACAUAUUCGACCCUUAGUGGAGCAGAGCAGAAAAACAUUACAAAAAUCACAAGAGGAUAUCCGUCACGAAAUCAAAGACUUAGCUCUUCAAAAGUUUAAAAGCAAAUAA
This is a messenger RNA of Naegleria lovaniensis, 468 nucleotides long. RefSeq lists its product as uncharacterized. The coding region runs from base 1 to 468 and encodes 155 amino acids. Lineage: Eukaryota; Heterolobosea; Eutetramitea; Acrasida; Naegleriidae. The transcript has a single exon. The record is from RefSeq and is a predicted model, not a curated record.